Oppiella nova is the source of this 401-nucleotide messenger RNA. NCBI's taxonomy places the organism in Eukaryota, Metazoa, Arthropoda, Arachnida, Sarcoptiformes, Oppiidae. The record is from the annotation of a GenBank genome assembly.
UGCAACGACGACGACUACGUGGGCAUCGAUCAGGGCUCGCAGGAGGGCUCGGGCGCCGGCGAAGACCGUUUCUGCGGCGGAAGGCUUUUCUACAACAAUGUCGUCAUUUCGCGCUCCAAACCCUUCCAACUGAAGGUGCGCUCAAACAGCGAUCAGACGGAAAACAACAAUCACGGACAGCACGGCUUUGCGUUGCGUUACGUGCAGUUGCCGUGCGUUAACUGAUGGAUGCAUCGAUCAAUUUCCACACAAUUCUCGCAACACAUUCACAAAACGGCUUUCCUCUGCGUUCAACUGCCGAGUGUCCGAAGAAUAGCUAUUUAUUAUCAUUUGCCAACAUUUCCAACAUUUCUCGUUAUUUAAAGUCUACAUAACUAUUGAACUCUUUUCCUAUAUUCAGC